Molecule: messenger RNA, 2354 nt
Organism: Phycomyces blakesleeanus NRRL 1555(-)
Lineage: Eukaryota; Fungi; Mucoromycota; Mucoromycetes; Mucorales; Phycomycetaceae
Exons: 4
Coding region: 152-1120 (322 amino acids)
Molecular function (GO): hydrolase activity
Source: RefSeq, a predicted model, not a curated record
CACACACACACACACAUAAAUCGUUUUCUCUCUUUCUCUCUCUUUCCUUUGAUAGCUUGUACAUAUUUGUUUUCUUAACUUUAAAGAAACAUAUAUACACCAGAAUCAGACAAAUUCAACAAACCAAAUCAGCAAGAAAGAAACAAAAAAAAUGGUUCCUCUUCCAAGUAACAUCAUUGAUAGCCAUGUGCAUUUCUGGCACCCAGACAAAAUUUUGAUCCCUUGGCAAAAGGGGUCCAUAUUUGAAUCCAAACCAAUGGACGGUAUGGCCUACAGUCAAGAUGUCAAAAGAGUCAGAGUGCAGACGGCAGUAUAUGUCGAAACGGAUGUGGAUCCCGUACACAGCUUAGUAGAGGCCGAUUGGAUUGCUCGAUAUGCAGAAACCCUAAACAACCAAAUAGAAGCAGCAACAGCAAAAGGAACAGAAACAGGAGUUGCAUUUGGUGGCAUUGGUGCAAUAGUGGCCUAUGCACCCGUCCACCAGGGAAAACAUGUAGUGGCCUAUCUUGAUCUCUUGACUCGUCUGGUCGGCCGCCGUCGGUUACGCGGUGUUCGUCACUUGAUCCAAGACCCUUUGCUUGACCCGGACCGCGUGCGGUGCCCGGAUUUUAUCGACGGUGUCCGGAGCCUUGCGUCUUUUGGACUUUCAUUUGACCUCAACAUCAACUGCAACCACUCACCCCAGCAGUUUCCGCCUAUCAUCACACUCGUCCAGAAAUGCCCAGACGUAAGAUUUGUUUUGGACCACAUGGCAAAACCGCCUUGCGACAGUAAGCCGGGACAAGACCGAUUCGAGUUCUGGCGCUCACAGAUGUUGCUGCUCGGAAAGCAACCCAAUGUGGUCUGCAAAGUGUCAGGAUUGGUUACUGAGACCCAGACCGAGUCCUGGACGGUUGAACAGCUGGGCCCGUUUGUGGAGACAGCGAAAGAGGCAUUUGGUGUGGACCGGAUCUUGUUUGGUGGUGAUUGGCCAGUGUGCAACAUGGCUGUCAAAUGGCAGACCUGGAUUGAGCUGUUAUCUAUCAUAAUCCAGGACUGGCCAGACCAAGAUAAACACAAGCUAUUUGUUACAAAUGCGGCAAAAACAUACCAACUCAGUUCUUGUAAAACAGUAGAUUGAUGUGCGUACAUACGUAUGUACUUAAAUACCUUGCCUUACUUGCUUACACACGCCCUUGUUUUUAAAUAUAUAAAUCUGUAUUUUAAAUUGAAUUUGUACCUAUUAUAUGUAUAUAUAUAUAUAUAUAUAUGUAGGUAUGUAUGUAUGUGUAGAUAGAUAGAUAGAUAGAUAGAUACAUGUAUGCAUGCAUCUGUAUGUAUGCUUAUUUAUUUAUAUUUAUACUAUUUAGAUUAUUUAUAUUAUUUAAUUUUCUACAAGUAAUAUAUAAACCACCUUGAAUCCCCCCUCCUCCUCCUUCCCUUGUUCCUAUCAUCUUUCUUUCCAUUACACACCAAAUCACAUAAAAGCUUAAAUACAUAUAUCAUUGUUACUUUACUUCUUUACAUUCAAAAAUCCUAAUCGUACAUCAUGACUACAGUCGAUUCCGGUCUUACUUACCAACGAAAGUUGCCAGAUUAUCCCGUCUCCCCUCUCACACCUUCGCCAUCUUACCAUUCAUUUGCUUCUCUCAGGGCAAGAGAGGCUCGUCGGGUAUCAUCCGAUGACGCAAAGCCUGUUGUAAAGCACUAUGGAACCAUGACAAGAAUCAUAGUAGACCAACAGGAUCGUAAAGAAGACAUCACACCAGCUACUCCGACCCAUACUACCAUCAGCCCCAAUGACGACGACGAAGGACUCUAUCUGCUGUGGACCCAUCAAUUGCUGCGCGAGCAUGGAUUCAAACCCUCUUCUUGCCGGACAUCGACACUACAGGGCGAUGAUGAUACUCGCUCAGGCAACAACGAUGACGAUGAUGAUGACAUUGCCAGUGAUGACAGUAGUGUGACCAACCAUUCAUUGGAUCUUGCGGCUUCUUUUCAGGACCCCAACGUACUCACUCCGCCAAAGUAUGGCGUGGGUAGGUCAAUUGAGCCGUCUAUUGCACCAUCAUCUUCCAAUAUGAUCCUCAACAAUAGUCCUGAGUCGGUCUCUGGCUUUACUCCCAAGCGUUCGUUCCUUUCAAAAGUCUUGCCCUGUUUCUUUUAAGACAUGUAUAUUUAUAUACAUAUACAUACAUACAUACAUGCAUACAUACAUAUACACACACACACACACACAUCUCAUUAUUAUAUAUUCUUCUUGUCGUAAAUAACCCUCUCUUUUAUAUUUUCUACAAUUACUUUCUUUUCUUUCUAUUAUACAUUUUGGCAGUACAAACCAUCAAUUUAAUAAUAUACAAAUGUAUAUACACAUC